AUGAAGUCUGCAUUUGUGUUCCUGGCCUUCUUGGCUGUCUCGCAGGGAAUUCUCAGGAUUCCCCUGAAGAGAGGGAAGUCUGCCCGGCAACAGCUGGACGAGAGAGGCCUGUUCCAGGAGUACAGGAAGAAGUUUCCAUACAACCCGACAGCUAAGUUUCUUCCAAGGGUCGAGCAGACUGUGGUGCAAUUGACCUUUGACCCUGAUACUACAUACUAUGGAGAGAUUGGCAUCGGGACCCCUCCUCAGGUCUUUAAAGUCCUCUUUGACACCGGCUCCUCCGACUUAUGGGUUCCCUCCACAAGCUGCAACAGCUCCGCCUGUGGCAAUCAUGUAAUGUUCAGCAGCUCGGCAUCCUCCACUUUUGAGGCCGGCUCAAAUACUUUCCGCAUAUCGUACAUCAGCGGAUAUGCAUCAGGAACCACAGGAUAUGAUAUCGUAAAGGUAGGCGACCUCUACGUGGAGCACCAGAUCGUUGGCCUCGCUGACGAAGAGGCGAAUUUCCUUUACUAUGUUCCCUGGGAUGGGAUUCUUGGUCUGGCCUUCCCUGGCUUGUCACAAGAGGGAGGCACACCUAUUUUUUACAACAUGUGGAACCAGGGCAAAAUCCCCCAGAAUAUGUUCUCCAUGUACCUGAGCAGUUCUCUAGAGGGCAGUAUGCUUUUUCUGGGAGGAACAGAUCACAGCUAUUACUCUGGAAGCCUAAACUGGAUCCCCCUGUACGGAGCCACUAACUUUUGGAACAUCCAGAUACAAAGCAUCACCAUCAAUGGGAACACUGUGGCCUGCUCUGGAGGUUGUGAAGCAGUAGUGGACUCUGGGACUUCUUACAUCAUCGGCCCAAGCAAAGACAUUAACAACAUCAACGGCUGGCUGGGAGCCUCCACAGAUCAGUUUGGUGAAGCUUCUGUGAGCUGCAGGAACACGAAUAGCUUGCCAGAAAUUAUGUUCAACAUAAACGGCUACAACUUUGCUCUUCCUCCAUCAGCCUACGUAAUACAGUCUUCGUCCGGCUGCAGCACAGGGUUUGGAGCCGGCCCCUGGAUCCUGGGAGAGGUGUUCAUGCGGCAGUACUACACCGCCUUCGACAUCGGAAACAACAGGGUGGGCUUUGCUCAGUCUGUGUGAAAACACUGGGCCUCUUUGAAAUGAUAGUAGCUGUUUGUUAGAGGCUUCAGACAACUGCUGAUAUUUAGAAAGUAAUUGAUUUUAUGUUUAUAAUCACAAUUCACUAUUCUGCAAAUGAACAAAUUAUAUACUUAUGCUCAAGUAGAAGAUAAGAUAAGAGAUAAGAUAGUACUUUAUUGAUCCCAAUUUUUGGAAAUAUUCUGUUACAAGUACAAACUUCUGAAUUUGUGUUCGGUUCUGCACACUGUCGUAUAGGAUAUUAUAUAUUAUAACAAGUUAUAAUGAUUGAUGUAUGAAUAUGUUCAUUAUUGUUGCAGCUGGUAAAGGAGAAGCAUAUUUCACUUUAUUUACUAUACAUUUACCAAGUAGCUUGCAAAGUCGUGUAUUAACCUAUGAUAAUAUAUCAUAUUAUAUUUAGUACUAUUAAUCUGAAUUGUCAGAAUGACUAAGGCUAUCAAAUAAAUGUAAUGCAGUAAAGUAAGAACAGCACUUGAGUAAAUGUAGUUAGGCUACUGUCCACCACCACAAACUAUAGUGUAAAAGCAGUCAUAUUUGUGAAUGACACUAAUAAACAUAACCUUUCAGAUCUUAAA
Gymnodraco acuticeps is the source of this 1721-nucleotide messenger RNA. RefSeq names its product pepsin A-like. The record is from RefSeq and is a predicted model, not a curated record. Gene Ontology annotation, molecular function: aspartic-type endopeptidase activity. The coding region runs from base 1 to 1128 and encodes 375 amino acids. NCBI's taxonomy places the organism in Eukaryota, Metazoa, Chordata, Actinopteri, Perciformes, Bathydraconidae. The transcript is spliced from 9 exons. Gene Ontology annotation, biological process: proteolysis.